This is a messenger RNA of Candidozyma haemuli, 2112 nucleotides long. Its product is annotated as glucan endo-1,3-beta-D-glucosidase. Bases 1 to 2112 code for a protein of 703 amino acids. Gene Ontology annotation, cellular component: cell surface. The record is from RefSeq and is a predicted model, not a curated record. NCBI's taxonomy places the organism in Eukaryota, Fungi, Ascomycota, Pichiomycetes, Serinales, Metschnikowiaceae. The transcript has a single exon. Gene Ontology annotation, molecular function: glucan endo-1,3-beta-D-glucosidase activity; endo-1,3(4)-beta-glucanase activity.
AUGUCCAACAUCUUUGCUUCUGCCAUCGACACUGCCGAACCAAUCUCCCUCUUUGAACGCAGAGACGGUGAAACUGGAGUUCCAAACGGCGUAAGCAACUCUUCGCCACUUCAAACAAACUCGUUCUACUCGAACAUGCUUGUGGAGGGCCAGGACUGUGCCGUUUGGACUCACCCUUACAGUGUCUGGAACAACAAGAGGGAUAACCGUUUUGGCCUUGGGUUGUACCUUGCACGAGAGUCAGACAGAGUGUUUGGCGACGGCGACCCUGCUGAGUACUUUACCCAUCCUGUGGGGAUUCAGCAGCUUGUGUUGUCGUCGUCUGACUUUAAAGAGGAACCUUCGUUCUCGUUGCAUGGCUUGUCCAAAUUUGCAGCCACGGCUCGGUUCUCGUCCAAGUCAGAGAAGGACUGCUACCUUGACUGUCCUAUGGUCCAGGGUAUGGGCUUUGUUACUGGCGUGUACCAUAACUGUAUUCCCAAGAUCAGUUCCCUGGUCGGUUUCAAGUCUGUUGUUGGCGAUAAGAGUCCUCGUCUGGGCACCAACAAGUAUAAGAUUGAGUUGGAGGAUGGCACUCAAUGGCACUUGUUCGUUACUCUUUCUGGAAACGCUUCGUUGAAGUUGGCGUUGAAGGGAAAGAACGACAUCAUUGCCGAUAAGUCGGUUGACGAUGGUUUCUUCCAGCUCUGCUUUGCUUCUGGUGUUGAUACCAAGCACUACGAUGCUGCUGCUGGCUGUUACGCUACGGACGCCUCGAUCCUGGCCUCUAUGGAUGGUAACAAGUGUUCCUACUCGUUGCUGCUCAAGACCAAGGGUAAGCUGAAUAGCAACACUACGCUCUUCUUUGCGUUGCCUCACCAUGUGGAAGCGUUUGACUCUGCCACCAAGGACAAGGCUACAUCGGUGAAGUUACCUACUACUACCAAGGGCGUUGCUGUGGGUGUUCUCCUGAAUAAGAUCACCAUGGUGGAAGAAUUGAAGACCAAGGACGUUGCUUGGGAUCCAGCCACUACCAUCAAUGGCAAGAAGGCGAACUACUCUGACAAUGCUCUCAAACUCAUCAAGGAAGCUGCCCAGAAGGAAGCCAACAGAGACGUCAAGGGCGAGCUGGAUAUGGAUUCCAUGUACUUCAGCGGUAAGAUGUUGGCGAAGUACGCCAUUGUGCUUUCCGUCUGCCACACCAUAUUGAAGGACGACGGGCUCACCAAGACCUUGUUGCAGAAGAUGAAGGAUGCCAUUGACCGUUUCAAGUCUAACAAGCAGCAGUACCCUCUCUUCUACGAUAAGUCUUUCAAGGGUAUUGUGUCGCUGGCGAAGGAAGGAAGCGACUUUGGCAAUGGCCACUACAACGACCACCAUUUCCAUUGGGGAUACCACAUCCAGGCGGCUGCUAUCACUGCUUUCGUCGACAAGGAGCGUGGUGGUAAAUGGUUGGACGAGGUCAAGCCAUGGAUCAACUCUCUUGUGAGAGACAUUGCCAACCCUUCGACUGACGACAAGCACUUCCCAGUGUUCCGUGCUUUUGAUUUCUACAAUGGCCAUAGCUGGGCCAAGGGUCUUUAUGCUUCUGCCGACGGUAAGGACGAGGAGAGCUCUUCAGAAGAUUACAACCACGCUUAUGCUCUUAAGCUCUGGGCCAAGGUGAUCAACGAUGGUAACAUGGAAAAGAGAUCAGACUUGAUGUUGGCUAUCAUGAGCAGAAGCAUGAAUAAGUACUUCUUGCUUGCCGACGACAACAAGGUCCAGCCUUCCAAAUUCAUCAAGAACAAGGUCACUGGUAUUUUGUUCGAGAAUAAGGCUCACCAUACCACCUACUUUGGUGCCAAUGAAGAGUAUAUCCAGGGUAUCCACAUGAUUCCAAUCAGUCCAGUGUCCUCGUUCAUUAGAAGACCUGAUUUUGUCAAGCAGGAAUGGGACCAGAGACUCAAGGGCCUUGUUGGUAACUUGAACGACGGCUGGAGAGGUAUCCUUAUGUUGAACGUCGCUCUCUUUGACCCAGAUACCGCCUGGAAGUUCUUCAGCGACUCAGGGUUCAACGAAAACCACUUGGACGGCGGCCAAUCGAAAACUUGGUCUUUGGCAUACUGUGCUGGUGUUGGCGCAUCAUCAUAA